Molecule: messenger RNA, 1934 nt
Organism: Cylicocyclus nassatus
Lineage: Eukaryota; Metazoa; Nematoda; Chromadorea; Rhabditida; Strongylidae
Source: the annotation of a GenBank genome assembly
CUAUACUGUUUGAUCGUGUGAAUGUAUUGUUAGCUCUUAUGAAGUAUUUUUUCAGUUAGCCAGCGGUUUUCCACUUAUAUAAAUCGCUACUUCUCAUGAAGCGCCUUGGCACGGUUGCCAGGAGAGUGGCACAAACGGUAUUAUGGAGAAUUUUGCAUAGAAGGCCGUUACUUUACCAGCUACUACCACGCAUUCUCCAAGGCUCCAAGCUAGAUGUGCUGAUUGGACGUACUGCCCUACCUCUAGCAAGAAAUCCACUUUAUCGUGCGGUCCAAUUGCUUCUUCGAAAUGGGAGAGCAUAUCGCCCUCUUGCAUCCAUUGCUGUCCAGCAUCGUCGAUUUUAUCAAGAGAGACCUUACCCAUACCGAAUCAAUCGUUUUUUCAUCAAGAAACGCAUUUCUGCGGGUGUGGUUGAAAGAAUUCGUGAUGUAUUCUCCACCAAUGUGCGUUAUAAUGCUGACCUUGCAAGAGGAAUUUAUCCAAACAAUAUCGAUGGAUAUGAAAUAGGACAUAAUAUCGGUUACGGAUGCAAUGCAGCUGUUUACGCACUAAAAGUUCGCGAGGUUGAGCUCACAGGCAAAGCGCGCAAGAAUUUAUCUACAAAUCUUUUACCACAGAAGAAUCGGAAUUCUCAAAAUGAGUAUCCACUUGCUUUGAAGUUGAUGUACAACUUUGCUUUGGACAUGUGCCCUCGCUUGGGGGACAAUUAUCUCUGGCGAUCCAUGGGUGCCGAACUUGUACCACUUCCUGGAAGUGGACAACUCCUCAAUGGAAGAAUGGGAAGUUAUCGUCCGUUACCUGACUUUCAUCCCAACGUUGUGCGGGUGCUCACCGCGUUUGUUGAUCGCAUGCCUAUCCUGGAGGAUGCGAAGUCUGCUUAUCCGGAUGCGUUACCCAAUGCGCCUUUCUAUGAAAUGAUUAUAAACGAACCGAGGACCAUGUUUAUCGUUAUGAAGAGAUAUCGAAUGACUUUGCGCGAUUAUUUGGUGGACUUGAAGAGGAAAUGUAACGAUUAUGUCGCCCGCGUACUUUUUGGUCAACUGCUGGAAGGCUGUGUGUUUUUGUACGAUAAUGUCGUGGCACAGCGUGACAUGAAGAGCGACAAUAUCCUCCUCGAGUUUGAUGAUCCAGACGAGGUUCCGCGUUUGGUAAUAUCCGACUUCGGGUGCGCUUUGGCUAAAGGCAGCUGGAUAGUGAAGUAUGCUGAUGAUGCGAUUGAUUUGGGUGGAAAUAGGAGGACACGUGCCCCCGAAAUUGUGACUGCACAGCCUGGUCCCGAUUGUCUUUUGGACUUCCGUAUGGCAGAUACUUGGGCUGCAGGAGCAUUGGGAUACGAAAUAUUUACGAGAGUGAAUCCAUUCUAUUCGCGUUUGGAUAGUGCUAAAUACAAGGAGGAAGAGCUACCCCUUCUACCGCGAUUGACUGGAAGACCAGUCUGUGAAGUUAUUCGAAAUCUCCUCAAACGGGAUCCUGCCGAGCGUCUUCUGCCCCACAUUGGUGCAAAUGUGAUCUGCCUAUCGCUGCUCCGGCUUGGUGGAGAUUUUCAAUCGUUUCUGACAUCCAGGGGUUUCUCUAACAUCAUCAACCCGGUUGUGAUUCAUGAUAAAAGCUCUACUACUGUGUCGCUCGAACUGCUAAAUCGUACUGCUGAGAAAGUGUUGGAUGAUGUGCUGUUUUUGAUGUCUGCGGAAACUAUGGCAUCUCGUGCCUCUCCCUCAACAAUUAUAAGCAAAGCAGAGCGGCAGCUUCGCGCUACCUUCCUUUCUCGCUUGAACCGAGACCACGUUUGGAAGGCAGCUUCAUAUUUUCUCCCAAAACAAGUAGCUCACAAUGGAACAUCCGACGGCAACCAUUCAUCUCUUGCUGCUGCUGUUGAUAAGAUUUCUCUGGGAAGUGGAGUAGUGCAUCGAUGUAGCUCAUUAAUUCUCUACUAA